Messenger RNA from Drechmeria coniospora, 1329 nucleotides. Its product is annotated as pre-mRNA-splicing factor CWC25. Bases 1 to 1329 code for a protein of 442 amino acids. The transcript has a single exon. NCBI's taxonomy places the organism in Eukaryota, Fungi, Ascomycota, Sordariomycetes, Hypocreales, Ophiocordycipitaceae. Gene Ontology annotation, biological process: mRNA splicing, via spliceosome. The record is from RefSeq and is a predicted model, not a curated record. Gene Ontology annotation, cellular component: U2-type spliceosomal complex.
AUGGGUGGCGGCGAUCUCAACCUCAAAAAGUCGUUCCAUCCCGGCCUGCGGCGCAACCAGGCGGCCGUCUACGACGAGGAGCAAAAGGCGCUCGCCGAGCGGAAGCGGACGCAGCAGCGGAUCGAUGAGAUCAAGGAGGAGCGGGCAAAGGAGGAGCUGCAGAGGCAGCUCGAGGCGGCCGGCGGCAAGAAGCGCGUCGACCGCGUCGACUGGAUGUACCAGGGCGCCAACGAUGGCCAAGCCGGCACGACGGAGGAGACGGAGGCAUACCUGCUCGGCAAGCGACGCAUCGACAACCUCAUCAAGGGCACCGAGCACAAGAAGCUGGAGAAGAACGCGGGCGAGGGCAGCUUCAUGGCGCUGCAAAACGCCAACAGCGCGCGCGACACGGCGUCCAAGAUCCGCGACGACCCGCUGCUCGCCAUCAAGCGGCAGGAACAGGCGGCCUACGACGCCAUGAUGAACGACCCCAUCAAGCGCCAGCAGCUCCUCUCCUCCAUGGGCAUCGAGGGCGGGAAGAAGGAGAGGUCGAGGGACAAGGACAGGGACAGGGACAGGGAGAGGCGAAGACGUCGGCACCGCAGCCGAGACGGCGACGACGACGGCCGGCACAGGCGGCGGCAUCGUCGAUCCCGCUCGCGCUCGCAAAGUCCAAGGCGGCAGCGCGACAUUUCCGACGACGACGACGACGGCCGGCACAAGCGGCGGCAUCGUCGAUCCCGCUCGCGCUCGCAAAGUCCAAGGCGGCGGCGCGACGGUUCCGACGACGACGAGCGCCGCGGCCGCAGGCACGACCGGAGGAGGACGACGGGCGACGGCGGCGGCGGGCGGAGAGACGGGUCCGACUCGCGCCGACGACACCGAAGCAACGACCGAAGCGGGCGUCGGCGGCACGACUCGUCGUCGGCCGAGCGGCGCACCGGACGACGCAGCGCAAAGGGCCGCGACGGCGAGCGUGAGCGUGAGCGUGAGCGUGAAGACGACCGCCAUCGCGAGCGCGACCGUGACCAUCGACACGACCGUCCCGGCAGACCACGGGACGGCGACCCACGGCAACGACGGCGAGAAAAGGACGGCGACGAGGAGGCGGCACGGGCGCGCAAGCUCGCGGCGAUGCAGUCGGCCGCGUCCGAGCUGGACGAGGACCGCGAGCAGAGGCUGCGGCAGCUCGAAGAAAGGGAGCGCGCGGCGCGGGACGCCGACGACAAGGCGCGGCAGCGACACGGCGAUCGCGGCUUCGUCAACGGCCUGCACCGGCAGGCGGAGAAGCUCGAUCUCGCCGAGAGAAUGGGUCGCGGGAGGCAACGCUUCCAGCAGGACCACGACUGA